AUGUGGGGACGUGGAUCGGCGGAGAAGGACAAGGCUGUCGACAAGAGUAUUCGACUCGCCGAGGGAGCUGUUAUUCAGUCAACUGGGGCUGUGGACGACUUGACCACGGUCCAAUUCUACAGUUCAGAUGACUGCUCUCCAGGGACCGAGAUCACUCGUGCCGAUGACGGAUGUGUCACCGUUGAUAAUGGCGCUGUUGGGGCAUACAAUUCCUUCCAGGUCAUCUCAAGCAAUCCACUAGGUUCGCGCGCCCCAACGAGGCGUCCACCAGCACAACGCCGAAGACACUUCCAGAACACAACUUUUCAAGAACCCCAUCCCAGUUCACCGAUACUCUACCACGGUAUGAUAGCCACCUUUGAUGGCAUCGAGUACAAGUGGCAGCAGAUUCAUGCCACUGGGUACAUUGGAAUCCUGCCUCACACAUGGGAUGAUGUUUUACAUGCAAGAAACACUACUGAAAUGAGUACCGACAAUGGCGGAGACUCCGAGGCAAAGGAUCUAGAAGAACGCAACUUGUCCGAGGCUCUCUGCUCUACCUUUACCACAUGCAAGUCCGCAAUUAGAGUGACAGGGAAUGGCGUGGCUACGGUAGGGCAAUUUGCAGGUCCUUACUUUGCGAGCGCGGGGCAAGCGGCUCUCAAAGCCGGUGUUUCAGUAAACGACUUCCUGAACAACAACCCUUUCAUUGCUCAGCUUGCCGCUGGCGGAGCAACCGGUUUGGUCUCAGCUUGGGUUGGAGCCAAGCUCCAAGGUGACUCGAAGAAUUGCGCGGCAUGUUCCACCCAGAACGAGCAGGUCGAUGCCCUCAUAUCAAUCAUUCAGUCUCAGAAUUCCGCGCUGAACGCCGCAUCAGCGACCGUGACAGCUCAAGUGGACAAUGCCGCAGACGAUGUUUUCAGCCUCACCAUGACUGUGGUAACUUGCGGCCAAUCACUGACUGCAACGGGUUGCGGCAUUCCUGCUGGGUUUUGCACCAGUAUAUAG
Messenger RNA from Cladophialophora yegresii CBS 114405, 987 nucleotides. RefSeq lists its product as uncharacterized. Lineage: Eukaryota; Fungi; Ascomycota; Eurotiomycetes; Chaetothyriales; Herpotrichiellaceae. The record is from RefSeq and is a predicted model, not a curated record. Bases 1 to 987 code for a protein of 328 amino acids. The transcript is spliced from 3 exons.